AUGUCGGACGAUGAUGAUUUCAUGCAGGAUUCGGCCGACGAGGACUACGACUUUGAGUAUGAGGAUGACGAAGAUGAAGAGUCCGGCGACAUUGGCAUUGAGAACAAGUACUACAAUGCGAAGCAGAUGAAGGUGGACAACCCUUUGGAGGCUAUCGACGAAUUCCUCGGCCUGCCUCCGAUGGAGCAAGAUAAGGGUGAAUGGGGUUUCAAGGGUCUGAAGCAAGCCAUCAAGCUUGAAUUCAAGCUUGGGCGCUACGGUGAUGCCGUCGAACAUUACCGAGAGCUGCUUACCUACGUCAAGUCUGCCGUCACUCGCAACUACUCCGAAAAGUCCAUCAAUAACAUGCUCGAUUACAUCGAGAAAGGUUCCGACGACGCUCAGGCCUACAAGUGCAUGGAACAAUUCUACUCCCUGACGCUCGACUCCUUCCAAAACACCAACAAUGAGCGUCUUUGGUUAAAGACGAAUAUCAAGCUCUGUCGUUUGUGGUUGGAGCGCAAGGAAUUUGCUCAGCUUACCAAGAAGGUCAAAGAGUUGCACAAGGCAUGUCAACGCGAGGAUGGCACAGACGAUACAAGCAAGGGCACUUAUCUGCUUGAGCUCUUUGCGCUCGAAAUUCAGAUGUACGCGCAAAUGCAGAACAACAAGCGUCUCAAGGUCCUCUAUCAGCGGGCCCUGCGGGUCCGAUCAGCUGUCCCACAUCCUAAAAUUAUGGGCAUCAUCCGUGAGUGCGGUGGUAAGAUGCACAUGAGCGAGGAAAAUUGGGAAGAAGCCCAGAGCGACUUUUUCGAAUCCUUCCGCAACUACGAUGAAGCUGGCUCGAUGCAACGCAUUCAGGUCCUCAAGUACCUUGUUUUGACUACGAUGUUGAUGAAGUCGGAUAUCAAUCCAUUCGACUCCCAAGAAACCAAGCCUUACAAGAAUGAUCCUCGGAUCUCUGCCAUGACCGACCUUGUUGAUGCGUUCCAGCGUGAUGACAUUCACGCUUAUGAAGAUGUCUUGAGCAAGCACCCGGACGUCUUGUCGGACCCAUUCAUUGCGGAAAAUAUCGAUGAAGUCAGCCGAAACAUGCGCACAAAGGCCUUGUUGAAAUUGGUUGCGCCCUACACUCGCUUUUCGAUUGAUUUCAUAGCCAAGCGUCUGAAGAUCUCUGUACCGGAGGUCAUGGAAAUCACAAGUUUCCUGAUCCUUGACCACAAACUCAAGGCCCAGAUCGAUCAAGAAAGCGGUAUUGUGACCAUUGACAGCGCAAGUGACACGGAGCGACUGCGUGCGCUCCGCGAUUGGAAUUCCUCGCUAAGAAACCUUUGGCAAGCGGCCCUCAACGGUGAGGGUUUCCGCCCCGAUGAGAACGGCCAAGGCGGACAGGUGUUUUCAGGGUCUCUCGAUGGCCUCCAACGGGGACUGAUGAGUCGAAAUAUCCGUCAGUCCGACUUUGUGGGCCGGAGUACUCUUGGGAAGGUACCUGCCGAUGGGGUUUAA
Molecule: messenger RNA, 1485 nt
Organism: Penicillium diatomitis
Lineage: Eukaryota; Fungi; Ascomycota; Eurotiomycetes; Eurotiales; Aspergillaceae
Exons: 4
Coding region: 1-1485 (494 amino acids)
Biological process (GO): protein deneddylation
Cellular component (GO): COP9 signalosome
Source: RefSeq, a predicted model, not a curated record